UAAUUUCCGUCAAAAGAUUAAUUAGUCGACGUAAACAGUUAUCUGAUGUACUUGCAUCCAAGCGAAAUAAAUGAUUAUCUCCGCUGGAAUUGCAAUGUAAAUAUAAUCUUUGGAUUUAGUUAGUUUUCUAGCACUACUCCGCUCAGACGUAGCAGUUGCCCUGGAGGCAGGCAAUAUGGCUGACGAUAAUACGCUUAAAACUUCAAAACCUAAGAAAAGUAAAGGAGAAAAGAGUCGUAGUCGAAAAGAAUCGGAUGUAGCACAAGAUGAAGUUAAGAAAUUCAAGGAAAAUCUACUACAGUCUGCUUCGUCAGAAGACACAAUCUUAAGUGAAAACUACGCCGAAGUUGAAAAUAACAAGCGAUACUCGACGUCCAAAGCCCGUCAAUCCCUUUCCGUACCUAAAAAUGUUGUAGCUGAACUGGACGAAAAUAAAAUAUUUGAACUGAAAGAGGCGUUCCUGUUGUUUGACCUGGACGGCGAUGGAUGUAUCGAUCAUAAUGACUUGUGCGGAACUUUUAUCAGCCUUGGAGAGAGAGUUGAUGAGCAAGCUGUUAAAAACAUGCUCGCUGAGGCUUCAGAUCCUCUAGACUUCGACUCGUUUGUAAACCUUCUCGGAUACAAGACCUUGGAACUCGAUUCUGAAGAGACUCUUAUCGCAGCGCUUUCCCGAUGGGACAUCGACAAUACCGGCUAUAUAUCUGAAGAAAGGAUUCGUCACGACCUAAUGACAUGGGGUGAUCGUUUCACAGAAAAGGAGGCAGACUACGCUCUAGACGAAGCUCCUACUAUACAGAAGGACGGCUACACUUUCAUAGAUUACAAGCAAUUCUGCUCCAAACUCAGCGGCCUCAGGAAGCCCAACAAACAAGCUUUACAAGUUUGAGAGCAGUCCGAAUAUAACCGGAAAUACACUUUACGUGAAUGUUGUUUGCUUUUCAUGUUUAUUCUAAACAUUUUGUACGAAAUUGAGAUUGAAUAAACUUAUUUUAAUUUUAUCAUAGUGUUUUCGGUCUGGUUGAGUAAAUUGUAAUGUUGUUUAUAUUUGAAUGCGAAAUUUAAAAGUGUAUAUCUUUUUGUGUUCUUAUUAAGGUAUAUUUUAAUUGUGCAAUUCACUGAAA
Molecule: messenger RNA, 1121 nt
Organism: Melitaea cinxia (Glanville fritillary)
Lineage: Eukaryota; Metazoa; Arthropoda; Insecta; Lepidoptera; Nymphalidae
Product: myosin regulatory light chain, smooth muscle
Exons: 6
Coding region: 176-886 (236 amino acids)
Biological process (GO): post-embryonic development; locomotion
Cellular component (GO): myosin II complex; cytoplasm
Molecular function (GO): myosin heavy chain binding; calcium ion binding
Source: RefSeq, a predicted model, not a curated record